Penaeus chinensis is the source of this 2809-nucleotide messenger RNA. Its product is annotated as allantoinase-like. Gene Ontology annotation, biological process: purine nucleobase catabolic process; allantoin catabolic process. The transcript has 11 exons. Lineage: Eukaryota; Metazoa; Arthropoda; Malacostraca; Decapoda; Penaeidae. The coding region runs from base 724 to 2130 and encodes 468 amino acids. The record is from RefSeq and is a predicted model, not a curated record. Gene Ontology annotation, cellular component: cytoplasm. Gene Ontology annotation, molecular function: allantoinase activity; zinc ion binding; cobalt ion binding.
CAGAAAUUGCAGCAAAUGAAUGAAACACACUAUUCUGUUGCUGCUAUUUAAACAGAGGAAAAUAUUUACAGUAGGCUAGGUGUAUGCAGAUAGGAAAUUUAAAAAGCUGGAAAAUUUCGCCUUUUCAGUAUCAUUCGACGGUGUUUAUUGGUGUCUCUGUGAUGUACAGAUAAUGUUCACUUGCGUGUAACCACUGUAACUAUGCAUGCAAUACAAUAUUAAUCAAUCAAUAAAUGUGUGGAACUGAGAAAUGUGAAAAUAUGCCAUACGAUCGCUUUAUCGGGGUUUCUUCUGCGAUAUAAUGGAAUCCUAAUUUGUGUUUUCACAGCAGCUUAGGCACAUUAUAAACACAGUGUCAGAAAACACGUGCUGCUCUUACCCAAGGCGAGUGCCCAGGAGCUCCGCCCAUUCAUGAUGACGUUUCGUAAUUAAGUAGAAGUUAAGAUCAGAAUAGAAAGGAAGGUAUCGGUCAGUAUACAAGUGCUACUUGAAGGCAAUGGCGUAGAUAAGUGCUAAUCAAUAAAAACGAUGUAUCUUUGGCAUUUGAUAACACGUUAAACAGAGAUUCAGAGUGCGAGAGAGAGAGAGAGAGAGAGAGAGAGAGAGAGAGAGAGAGAGAGAGAGAGAGAGAGAGAGAGAGAGAGAGAGAGAGAGAGAGAGAUUGAGAGAUAAGAAGAGAAAAUAAAGGGCGAAGUGAGCCCUCGCCUUCCACCGAGAUCCAAGAUGGUAAUACAAUUUUAUUCAUCCUUCCCAAGAGGUAUUACGAUGGCCGCUGUGCAAGUGUUUACAAGCAACGCUGUGGUUUUCCCGGACGAGACCUGCGAAGCCGUCAUCGAAGUGAAAGGCGGAAGGAUUCAGCGCAUCGACCGCCACACCGCCGACAUAUCCGCUUAUUCAGACGACCAGGUCACCCGGUGCGGAGACCUGGUUCUGAUGGCGGGGGUCGUGGACUCGCACGUGCACGUGAACGAGCCCGGGCGUGCGGCGUGGGAGGGCUACGCGUCGGCCACGCGGGCGGCGGCGGCGGGCGGCAUCACGACCAUCGUUGACAUGCCCCUGAAUUCGAUCCCGCCGACCACGAGCAUGGCCGCGUGGACCGAGAAGAUGGAGGCGGCGAGGGGACAGUGCUGGGUCGACGUCGGGUUUUGGGGCGGGGUUGUGCCCGGAAACGCUUCCGAGCUGCGUGAAAUGGUCGACAACGGCAUAUGUGGAUUCAAGUGCUUCCUCAUCCACAGCGGAGUGGAUGAGUUCCCGAGUGUGGAUUAUGCGCAGGUGGAAGAGGCUCUCACACAGCUAUCGGAUACUUCUUCUGUUUUACUGUUCCAUGCUGAGUGUGACAUCGGGCCAUCUGUGACUGAUUUAGAUCCAUCUGAAAAGUACAGUACAUUUUUGAAGUCUCGGCCGCAAAGGAUGGAGGAAGUUGCAAUAGAACAGGUCAUAAGUCUCUCUGAGAAAACAAAGGUCCGGUGUCACAUCGUCCACUUAUCGGCCGGAAGAGCCUUGCCCAUGAUACGGUCUGCCCAGAGCCGCGGCGUCCCCUUGAGCGUUGAGACGUGCCAUCACUACCUCUCUCUUAAGGCUGACGAUAUCCCUGAUAAUGCCACGCAGUUUAAGUGUUGCCCGCCUAUCAGGGAGGGGGAUAAUCAGGAGCAGUUGUGGGAAGCAGUAAGAGACGGCACUAUCCAGCAGGUAGUAAGUGAUCAUUCUCCUUGCACUCCUGACCUGAAACUUCCCGGAAAGAUGAAUUUCAUGGAAGCCUGGGGUGGCAUUGCUUCUGUGCAGUUUGGUCUGUCCGUGUUCUGGACGGAGGCAAGCAGGCGGGGCUUCACUCUCCAAGACGUCGUGAAGCUCCUCUCCGUCGGUCCAGCUUCCCAAGCUUCUCUCGGCGACAGGAAAGGAGCUCUCAAGGAAGGCCAUGAUGCGGACUUCGUUAUCUGGGAUCCAUCGGAGACGUUCACCGUCCUCGAAUCAAUGAUUCAUCAUAAAAAUAAGAUCUCACCUUACGUUGGGAAAACCUUGAAAGGGAAAGUUCACAAAACCGUCCUCCGUGGCACUGUGAUCUAUGACAAGGACAGCUUCACGGAAUCGACACCUCGAGGCUCUUUUGUGUUUGCUUCAAGUAAAAAAUAAAAACACAAGUAUGUUGUAAGUUGAGGCACUUGCUUGCUUAUAACUUGAUGUGAUUUCUGAUUCGGUGUUUGUAACCUAGUGCGACCUGGUGUGAGCUUGCCUCUGCUGGAAAUGAAUCGACUUACGGGGAAAAUGUGGCUUGGCUCUCAUGUUUACAGACUCAGAAUUAAAUCUCUCGAACGAUUAGUAUCUAAAUUCGGCCGAUUGAGUUUUUUAUUCGAAUAUGUUUUCCUCCUUUAUCUAUCUUUAUGCAUUCCCCUUAAGUGAUUACUCAUUUUGAGAUAUUGGAGUCAUUCUGUAUACAAAAUGAAGGGCCUGUUAAUGAUAAAUAAGAAUCAUGUUUAUUUGUAUUUUUACAGUUACAAGCGGUCUUUAAAUGUGUUGGGAAGGAUGAUUAAAAGUUCUCCUAAGAGGUAUAUGAGACACAGAAGGUUCUUAACAAUAAUCUAGGGUGUGUUAAUAUACCAUGGCUGAAAAACAAUCCUGUGAUUUGAUAUUGUUAGAAUCUCUAUAAUUUUCAGAUUAUAUUUUAUUGUCAAAAACAAGUUCUUACUAUCGGUAAGUAAUGUACCAUUAAAAGGGUUAAGUGCCUAUACAGAACUAUCUAAUAUUUUAACAAGACUUAAAUUUGUAAAGCUAAGAAAUAAACCACUGAGGUGUCAAUAAACAUCUUGAUAAA